AAGCGAAGCGCACAACCUAAUUACACCAGCAAGCAAAACGCCCUUGCAAACUUUUUGGAUGAGCAAGAAGUUUUCUUUUUAUCCCAUGUAUGUAUCUAGAUAGAUUGUCUCGCAUCAAUUACGAAGUUUUUUUUUCUUCUAAAUAAGUAGGCGGUCUUGCAAAUUACUAGUAUCUGUUCUCGUGAGUCUCCGGAUCAAAUCAAGAAUCUGGGACGAUUGAAGACAAGUCUCUCCCACCAGGGUAUGACGUCAUGUUCCUAAGUUUCUUUUAGUUACCUCUGCUGUCUGGUAACAUUCAACUGGAAUGAUUUAAGUAAUGAUUUGUAUGCUUUCCUAGGGGUUUUAUAAGAUGGGGAAGUGCUUAAGGAAGGAUAACAAUAUCAGUGAUCUGCCUCAAAACAUCAUCGAAAAAAUCCUAACAAAGAUCCCAAUAAGGGAUGCUGUAAAAACCAGCAUCUUGUCUCCCAAGUGGAGGUAUCAAUGGACAGCCAUGACUCUACUCGUAUUUGACGAAAUACCAGAUGGUUCUCUAGAUGAUCAAAAAGCUGCAGAGAUAAGACUUGCAAACUUUGUCACACAAUUUCUUUUACUUCAUGAUGGCCCUAUUCAUAAGUUUAAAGUAACUACUUCAUACUUGAGAAUGUCUACUGAUAUCGAUCAAUGGCUACGUGCGAUAUCAAGGAAAGAUAUUGAAGAGUUAAGUCUUGGCGGUAAUUGGAUCUGUAUCAAUAGCAUCCCCACGCCUUCUCAUUUAUUUUCUUGUCAAGGACUGACAAGAUUGAAGCUUUGCAAGUUUGUGGUGAAGCCGCCUCUGAAAUUUCAAGGUUUUCCAUGUCUGAAGUACCUUAACCUAAUUCAUUGUACAGUUUCUCGUGAGGUUAUUGAAAACCUUAUUUCAGGUUGCCCUCUUCUUGAGGAAUUUAAAUUUCAAAAUAUGGAUGAACUAGUUUUAUCCGUCCGUGCCCCAAAUAUGAAGCAUCUUAUUGUGGAUGGAAACUUCAGAGACGUAUAUCUUGAGUAUAUCCCACUUCUGGUUUCUCUAAGCAUAAUCUUCUUCAAGACUUGGGAAGAUGGUAUCCUUGUAAAAGUUCCACUUACGUAUGACUCUGUGAAGUUUAUCGAACUUGGAGGAAUAAAUUUUGAAGACAUGAAUGCAGUUUUAUAUGCUCUUAACUUGAUUUUGAAGUCCCCUAAUAUAGAAGAACUUCAAAUCUCAGAGGCCAGCAAAAAUGUUCAUCGUAAAGCUGCUGGCUUAGAUUUUUGGGAGAAACAAUGCCCUUCUGAUUUCACAUUUAAGCACCUUAAAGUAGUAAAAAUGACGGAAGUGUCUAGAGAACAUGAAAUAGAAUUCCUCAAAUUUGUGCUUGGACGUUCUCCAGUGCUUCAGAUGAUGAAUGUUUCACCUCCUGAUAGUUGUCGCGGACGAAUGAGUAUGGUGAAUAAAGUGCUGAGUCUUGGAAAAGCUUUUCCAAAUGUUGAAAUUAAAUUCUUGGACCCCUAGUGAAGUGAUUUCUGUAACUAUGCCUUUCUUUUCUUACUUUUUUCCUUGGCUACUUUAUUUUUUGGUUCUUAGAUCUAAUUGUUGAAGAAAUUUUUAAGCUUGAACGCUAAACUUCUGCGAAUUGUGGCUUCAGUAAGAUAUUUACCAGGAUUCAGGAUGUAUUUAUAUCAGGUCCUUAUGUAAACCUUUUCAGACAGGUAGAGUUGUGCAAAACGCAGAAACCAAAUGAAACUGCUUAUAUUUUAGUUUGAUUCUAUUUUACA
Daucus carota subsp. sativus is the source of this 1764-nucleotide messenger RNA. RefSeq names its product F-box/FBD/LRR-repeat protein At1g13570. The record is from RefSeq and is a predicted model, not a curated record. Gene Ontology annotation, molecular function: protein binding. The coding region runs from base 350 to 1501 and encodes 383 amino acids. The transcript is spliced from 4 exons. Lineage: Eukaryota; Viridiplantae; Streptophyta; Magnoliopsida; Apiales; Apiaceae.